UUCAGUUGUUUCUCAGCCAUACAUUAAUUUUCAUAUAAUGGAAAUACGUUUUGGCAUUCCUGGAGUCAUCAGUCAUCACUCAUCAUCAGAUUGUCAUCGUUUUUUUCUCCUUAUUACUUCAUUAAGACGUUGAUAAUUCACUACGUAAUUAGACAAUCAACGUAAUCAAUAUUAUAACCACAAGAAUAUCAUUAUCACUCAUCGAUACCAGUAUCGUCAUUGUGAGUAACAAGGAGUACGGAACAUCCGGGCAGUGUCAAAUGCGACAAGUGUAGUGGUGAUUAAAUAACAAUAUUGAGGUUACUUCGUAUCAGCUUUAUAGAUAGAUUCUUUUAAACAUGGCAAAGACCUAUGAUUAUUUAUUUAAAUUGCUAUUAAUUGGAGAUUCAGGAGUAGGAAAAACUUGUGUUCUCUUUAGAUUUUCUGAAGAUGCUUUCAACACAACCUUUAUCUCAACCAUUGGAAUCGAUUUUAAAAUACGCACAAUUGAAUUAGAUGGUAAAAAAAUAAAACUUCAAAUAUGGGAUACCGCUGGCCAAGAGAGGUUUCGUACUAUUACAACAGCUUAUUAUCGAGGAGCAAUGGGUAUAAUGCUCGUUUAUGAUGUGACUAAUGAAAAAAGUUUUGAAAAUAUAAAGAACUGGAUUCGUAACAUAGAAGAAAAUGCUUCAGCAGAUGUAGAGAAAAUGUUACUAGGUAAUAAGUGUGAAUUAGCAGAUAGGAGACAAGUUAAUAAGGAGAGAGGAGAGCAAUUAGCAGUUGAGUAUGGAAUUAAAUUUAUGGAGACGUCUGCUAAAUCAAGCAUUAAUGUUGAAGAAGCUUUUUUCACCUUGGCCAGAGACAUUAAAGCUAAAAUGGAGAAAAAAUUGAAGGAGGCAUCGAACCCGCCUAAAAGUGGAGGAAAUCAGCUAAAAGCUUCGGAACCUGCAAGGAAACCACCGAACUGGCUUUCACGAUGUUUUAUACUUUGACCCUCCAUUAUUGUGAAUGCUGCCGUGUAUACCGUUUUUAAUUGUAAAAAAUUUUUUUACAAAUUUGAAGUAAAAAACGUUGAGGCUAUACUUGCAACUAACUAUGGACAAUGCAAUUUAAGCCCUUAACGUUAAACAGCCUGGGGUCUUGAACAUUUUAACGAGUUAAAACAUGAUCUUGUAUUAUUAUUUUAAACGAAAUAUCGGGAACACAGGGGAAGAUGGUUGCCGUUGACCAAAAUCCACUCUUGCACAGUACUCUUUUUAAUUACUUUAGAUGUUAUAAUGUCUUGCAAAUAGAAGUGAUACUAAACUAAAGGAAACAUUUAAUUAUAAAAAAAAACUCGCUCAUUCGAUAGUACAAUCAUGACUCGACAAAUUUUUUCAAAAUUACUAGUGAAACGCCUAUAAUGCUGUGAAAUCGAAAUUUAUACUUCCUUUAUUAAAAAUCAUAAAGUUUAAUUUGUUUACCAUGAAGAACUUUACUUAAAAAUUUUUAUUUAGAAUUAGUUGAUCGAAUUAUAAUAACAUAAAAAUUAAUUACUAAGGACGAUAAAUAUUAAAAAAAAAAAAAAAAUUUAUUAAACUCCUUUUUUAUAUAAUUAUAUUGUCUAUAGUUUUUACACAAAUUUAAUAAUUAACUUUUGUGAUGUAUCAGCUUAAAUGACUGUUGAUUUAUUAAUUGCUAUCAUGACAAUUAUGUCAUACAAUAUGAUUAUGAAACAAACACAAGUUUAAUUUUUACGUUGAUAUUAUAAUUGUAAGAACUUCCUCGUAAAUGUUUAAAACACAUAAAUUAAAUCUAAACGCGUAAUUCAACGAAAUAAUAUUAGGCCAAUGUACAAAACAAUCAGUAAUCAUUAAAGAUCUCUUUUAUUUGCUCGUUACUGACACAGCCUGUUCGCGUUGAUAUGUUUUUUGCAUUCUUACAGUUAUUUUAUUUAAACUCAAAUAAAUAAGUAAAAAAAA
Chelonus insularis is the source of this 1940-nucleotide messenger RNA. It is a transcript of the gene Rab8, whose product is annotated as RAS oncogene family member Rab8. Gene Ontology annotation, molecular function: GTPase activity; GTP binding. Bases 339 to 971 code for a protein of 210 amino acids. Gene Ontology annotation, cellular component: plasma membrane; endosome; trans-Golgi network transport vesicle. The transcript is spliced from 5 exons. Gene Ontology annotation, biological process: protein secretion; Golgi vesicle fusion to target membrane; regulation of exocytosis. The record is from RefSeq and is a predicted model, not a curated record. Lineage: Eukaryota; Metazoa; Arthropoda; Insecta; Hymenoptera; Braconidae.